CAGUCUUGAGUCUUCAAUUCGCUGCCGUCGUGAUCGGUUGUGCGUGUGUGGAUCUGUAGCGUUACUAACUCUGUGCUCGUUUUUGUGUCUUGCCAUAUAACGCUUUUGGUCGAAGAGAGUAUCGCGCGCGUGCUUAAAGCUCUCUCUCUAUCAGACUGUCUGUCUUGCGACAGUUAAAAUACCAGAAAAAAAACCUGUGCCCAGAGUGUUGAACAAAGUGCUUCUCAUCUGUAAUCCACUCGAGUGAUCAAUGCCUAUAACACGUUGUCAGCUCACUCCUUGAUUCAGUUAAUAUUUUGGCCACAAAAUGUUUCCCAACCAGAACAAUGUUGCCGCUGCCGGCCCUGGUGGUCCGGCGGUCGAUGGGCAACAGAGUCUCAACUACAACGGACUGCCGCAGCAGCAACAACAGCAGCAGCAGCAGCAACAACAACAACAACAACAACAACAACAAUUGUCACAGUCCACGAAGAACGUGCGAAAGAAACCGUACGUCAAGAUUACGGAGCAGCCGGCGGGCAAGGCCCUGAGAUUCCGAUACGAGUGCGAGGGUCGUUCGGCAGGUUCGAUUCCCGGCGUGAAUUCCACGCCGGAGAACAAGACGUACCCAACCAUCGAGAUUGUCGGCUACAAGGGACGAGCCGUAGUUGUCGUCUCCUGCGUGACCAAGGACACACCCUAUCGUCCCCAUCCGCACAAUCUGGUGGGCAAAGAGGGCUGCAAGAAGGGCGUCUGCACGCUGGAGAUCAACAGCGAAACCAUGCGGGCCGUGUUUAGCAAUCUGGGUAUUCAGUGCGUCAAGAAGAAGGACAUCGAGGCGGCCCUCAAGGCCCGCGAGGAGAUACGCGUCGAUCCUUUUAAGACGGGUUUCUCGCAUCGUUUCCAGCCCUCGAGCAUCGAUUUGAACUCGGUCCGAUUGUGUUUUCAAGUAUUUAUGGAGAGCGAACAGAAGGGACGCUUCACCUCGCCCCUGCCACCGGUCGUCUCCGAGCCGAUCUUCGACAAGAAGGCCAUGUCCGAUCUGGUCAUCUGUCGGCUGUGCAGCUGCUCGGCCACUGUGCUGGGCAACACCCAGAUCAUCCUGCUCUGCGAGAAGGUGGCCAAGGAGGACAUCUCGGUGCGGUUCUUCGAGGAGAAGAACGGACAGAGUGUGUGGGAGGCUUUCGGUGAUUUUCAGCACACGGAUGUGCACAAGCAGACUGCCAUUACCUUUAAGACGCCCCGAUAUCAUACGCUGGACAUCACAGAACCAGCCAAGGUCUUCAUUCAGCUACGUCGUCCAUCGGAUGGAGUCACCAGCGAGUCGUUGCCCUUCGAGUACGUGCCAUUGGAUUCAGGUAAACACACUUUCUGGAACCUUCACCGGCACCUCAAGCGGAAGCCGGACGAAGAUCUCUUUCAGCAGAUCCUCACGUUGGAUGCCAAGCGAGAGGCGCCCACGAUUGAGGUCAUUGAUUUGGAUACACCCAAGUUGGAGGAGGUACAGCAGUCGGCUCUAGAGGUGUCUGUUCCAGAUCAGAUUAUAAUUGAGAAGGAGGAGGAGGCAGAUCCUUCGGCAUCUCCUGUGGCAUCUCCUGUGGCAUCUCCUGUGGCAGAUCCCGUGGCAUAUCAAACUGUGGCAGAUCAAGUUCCUCAGGAUAUGGAGGCAGCAGAUGCCAAUGCCGAUGCCGAAGCCGAUGCCGAGGCUGAACGUCUUCGCUCGGAGCAGGAGAAGGAGAUCGAUACGAUCAUUGACGAGAAGGUGCGGGAGCUGGAGCAACUGGAACUGGGACAGCGCCUCGAGCCACGGCCCCUGACAGCCAACGACAAGAUCACCGAAUGGAUGAAGUCGAACGAGAUCGAACAGCAGCCCCACGAGCCGAGCCCCACACAAGUGGAGGGCGAUGUCCUCGACUCGGCCAUCGAGGCGCAGCUGCAGACCACAGACGAGGACAAGACCCUUAACGAGCUGCUCGAGCAGGUGGCCGAGCUGGAUGAGAUCUACACGGACUACAAGGUGCAGCGAGACACCUACAACAACACGCUGCAGAACGAGCUUUCUGGCAGUGGCCUGGAGCAGGAGUUGGACCGCGGCCAUCCGCCCAUGCAGGUGGAGGAUAGCUUCGAUGAUGCCGCCACCUACACGAGUCUGCAGAUUGCCUUCAAGAAUCCCGUGCUCAUACCCAUGGACGAUAUCAUGCCGCCCACACCGCCCAUGUCACAGUGUGCCCCGGAAGAUGCCCAUCAGCAUUACGAUCCCGUGGAGAUCAAUUCGCAGUCACUCACAUCAACCCACAGGCCGGUGCCUCCGAUUCCAGUUGCCACCACCACCACAACACCGUUGCCCGUGCACGUGACAGCUCCGGAGGAGGAGAAGCUGCCGCCGCUGCCACCCAAGAGGAUACGGAAACAGGACAGCAAUGCGGAGAACCGUUCCAUCGAGGCCAACACCAAGCCAGCGGCAGCGCCAGCGCCAGCGGAUUCCCUGCCGCCCACCAAGCGCCUGCCGCCAGCUCCGACGCCCAAGAAUCCCAAUUUCAACACCCUGCCCCGUCAGAAAAAGCCCGGCUUCUUCUCGAAACUCUUCUCGCGGCGCAAGAGCAAGCCUGACCUAGCCCAAACCCCAGCCGACAGCUGCUCCCACCUGGACUCGAAGACCAACAGCCGGGAGCCCAGCAUUGGGCACUUCAGCAUGCACGAUCCGAUGAGAGCUUCGCUGAGAUCAUCGAAGAGUGCGGUGGCUCCCGCGCAGACGUCCAACAAGUCCAGUCCGGUCAAGACGGGAGGGGCCAAGAAGCCCCUGAAGCUGGGAAAGCCCGUGGGCAGGAGUGUGAGCAGUGCGUCGUGCAAGCGGCCGGCCUAUCUCAACGCCGAUGUGGUGCACAUACCUCUGAAGGGCGACAGCGCCAACAGCCUGCCGCACCACUCGCCCAUGGAGGCCUACUCCCAAUCCAGCACCAUAACGGUGGGCGGUGCAUUGGAUAGACGCACUGCCUCGGCCCUGCAGCUGGCCGAGAUCCCCAUUCUCGAGGGCGGCAUGGAGCUGGUGGCCAUUGCCGACCGCCAGAGCCUCCACAAUUUGGUCAGCUCCAUCGAGGGUCAUUUCAACGUUCAGCUGGAUCCCAACCUGGACUUGACAGAGGCGGAGCACUUUGCCCUGUACACGAGUGUGCCACCCCUGGCGGCGGCCAGCGAGUUCGAUGAGACCUCCGCCUACUAUGCCCCCGUCGAUGCUGGGGAGAUCCUCACGCCUGAGCAGGUCGCCAAACGCCUGGCGGCGGCCAAUGGCCUGAACUAGGAAGAAUCCUUAAUCCAGGAGGGAAUUUGUUAUAUUUUUUUUAGGAAUACGAAGGAAGGAAAUCCAACGACUAAUCUAACGAUCGGGGAAAUUAAACCCCAACGGGGAUUCAAAUUUUUCAAAGAAAUAAGCCCCAAGCUGAAGAGGAGGAACACAUGGCUCCCUCAUCUCUCCAUGGGGAAUAUUUAAGGAAAAAAACACCCCGACCAGACCCAUAAAAUGUCCAUUUGUCCAAUUGUCGGAGGGCGGCUGAAAGUAUCUUUCGGCACAGAGGUCCUCCAAAUUUUGUAUUUGUUUUAGAUUUGAUAAUUGUGCUAAAAGUAUCCCCCCCCCCAACUAUCUAAGGGGGAAUACUCGUAUUUUGUAAGCGAUACAGCCGCCUACAGACCCAGAGAGAAACAUUUAUUUUGUGCUGGGUGAAAAUGAUUUGUUAUUGUCCAAGGUCUCAAGAGAGAGACCUGCAAUUUAAGCGAAAUCUCUCGAUGAUUUCCCAGGAAUCGGAUAUCGUAUAUCGUAUAUCCUGUAUCCUAAACCGCAACAACAGCAACUGCAACCUUUGUGUAUAUUUUGUUU
Messenger RNA from Drosophila miranda, 3850 nucleotides. It is a transcript of the gene dl, whose product is annotated as embryonic polarity protein dorsal. Lineage: Eukaryota; Metazoa; Arthropoda; Insecta; Diptera; Drosophilidae. Bases 308 to 3277 code for a protein of 989 amino acids. The record is from RefSeq and is a predicted model, not a curated record. The transcript is spliced from 6 exons. Gene Ontology annotation, cellular component: cytoplasm; nucleus. Gene Ontology annotation, molecular function: DNA binding; DNA-binding transcription factor activity. Gene Ontology annotation, biological process: regulation of transcription by RNA polymerase II; inflammatory response; innate immune response.